Molecule: messenger RNA, 2760 nt
Organism: Portunus trituberculatus (swimming crab)
Lineage: Eukaryota; Metazoa; Arthropoda; Malacostraca; Decapoda; Portunidae
Gene: Plekhm1
Product: run domain Beclin-1-interacting and cysteine-rich domain-containing protein-like
Exons: 10
Coding region: 1-2055 (684 amino acids)
Source: RefSeq, a predicted model, not a curated record
AUGUUCACUCAUCGCCUGAAACGUGAGAAAAGGGAAGCUGCCAUCUGUAGUUCCCUGGUGACACGGCUCAAGGAAGCUGUACAAAGUGUGCUUCAACCUGGAGGGACCACAAGCAACUCAGGACCAAGGUAUUCACCAAGUGUAUCCCAUGGACCAGUCUUAGGGCAUUCAGACAACACUAAUGUUCUCUGCAAUGUCCUGGAAGCCAUCUUUAUUCAUGGCCUGCGAGAUUCCUUCAGUGAGAAGAUGUCAGUUCUGCUUGGAGCUGAUCCUGACCGAAUGCCUGUCCCAAACUUCUGGCCAGUCAUUCUGAUAAUUAGUCACAGGGACUCAAUUGAACAGGUCAAUGAACUGUCAUUCAUUAGCAGUGAGGUGGGAAGAAGCCGGGCUUGGGUUCGUUUAGCUCUCAACAAUGGCCAGAUCUUCAGUUACCUGAGUGUCUUACUGCAGGACUCUCACACUCUGAAGGACUACUACAAGACUACAGCAUUCCUGAGGGAUCCUGAAAGAGCAGAUAUCACAUUGGGUGUAUUGCAACCCCUGGCUUCCCUUACCUUCAGUUUGGCCACCAAUGCUGCUGUGCUCAACACUUGGACUCAAACACCAUUGGUUCUAGCUGGGAUAUGGACACCUAGCAUUCAGGGUAUGAUAUCUGAUCCAGUUCUGGCAGCAACAGAUGUGGCAAGCACAGUGCAUGAUGUCCAAACUCAUGGUGUGGGUAUUCCUUUUGUCUCAACUCCAAUCAGUGACCACAUGUUUGACAUGAUCAUUGGGGGCACACCAGAAACUAGUUUUAUCAGUGACUAUAUGGAAAAAAGUGAAGCAGAUACAGCAAAGCAUGAAGACGAAAGUUCUAUCAAAACCAAAGAAAUUUUGCAAGACACCAAGUCUAAUUUGAUUGAAACAAGCAAGGAAAAGAAAAGGGAAAUAUCUCCCACCAUUGAACAAGACUCUGAAGACAGCAGCCAAAGAAAACAGGAAAAUGUCCUCCCUGAUAACCAAAUCAAUCAGCUAGAAACUUCUAUCUCAAGCACAGACACUGACAGAGUGUUUGGGAGGGAGUGGAGCAUUGACUCUAUGUCGCACAGCACAAUUGAAACGGCUCCAGAGUACAAUAGAUUGUUCUCAGAUUUAGAGGGCCUUGGUGGAUUCCCUUCUGUGCCAGGCCUGGUAGUGCCUGACUUAGACCUCUCACCAUCCUCCACUCCAAGUGAAGAAGUUUCUAAUGAGUCAUCUCAAUCAGAUGUUGCAGAAAAGCUGAGCUAUGAGGUUGUUCCAGUGAAGCAGCCUAGUGCUGAGGAGAUGAGAUGCCUGUUGCCACUUCUGACCAGACUGACCACGGAGGAGGGUCUGGAUGCCCAAUCCUACAAGUGUAACCAGUGCAAAUCCUACAUUGGCAUGAUAUAUGGCAAGCCAAGGGUCUGUGGCUAUGACUCCAAGUACUACUGUUAUGAGUGUCAUGAGAAUGAAUCUGCACUGAUACCUGCUCGUAUUGUUCAUAACUGGGAUUUCACACUGUAUCCUGUAUGCUCAGCCAAUUUUCAGUGGCUGUCAUCCGUAAAUCACCUACCACUUAUUGACUUGAGAACAGUGAAUCCCAGGCUUUACUGUCACAUUGAAGACCUGGCAGAACUACAGAUGUUGCGGACUCAGCUGUUGUAUGUACGUGCUUACUUAUUCACGUGCCGUUCAGACGCGGGGCAGAAACUUCGAAAGCUAGUUUGGCCAAGGGAACACCUCUAUGAACAUGUACAUCUAUAUUCUGUGUUUGAUCUACAACUUGUAGCAAGUGGUCAGCUGGUUUCAAAAGUAAGAUAUGCUGUCACCUUUGGCCGAGACCAUGUCACUCACUGUGAAGUGUGUUCUGUCCGAGGAUUCCAUUGUGAACUGUGCUCAGACAAUGAAGUGCUAUACCCAUUCCAGCUGGGAAACACUUACACAUGUGGUGUGUGCUAUGGAGUGUAUCAUUCCAGCUGUGCACGUGGCAGGAAGGAAUGUCCUCGCUGUGUGAGGCGGGCAGCAAGGAAAGAACACCCUGGCCAAGAGAACACCUAACUGUGAUGUCAAAUGAUGCCCCUGGGCAUUAGAUAGUUUAAGGUACUUGUUUAUUUUGACCUUUGAAAAAAAAUAUUACUUAGUUCAAGUAAAAGCUUAUGAUUGUUGAACAAAAACUCAUAGAUUAUUAAAGAAAUUAUUUUACUCCUUUUUAAAGAAAAGUGCCUUUGUAUUUAGUGAUGAAACAAAUGCACACAUUGUUUAAUAUCUAUAUGGAUAUGAAUAUGAAUAUCCUUAUGAAGUGUAUUAUAUGUGUUGAAAUAUUAUUAUCAUGAUGUGGUUCAAAAGCUAGCAGUACAUUCUUACCUUUCAUCUCUGAAAUAUUUAGUUAAAAACUAUGAGCAUUAUGCAUUUUUGAAAUGCAGGAGUUCUAGAAAUGAAUUGCAAAUUCACUGUUAUCAUUGUUGUGGAAUUGUAGUCAGUGUGGCACCAGUAUGAAAUAGUGACUGAUGCAUUUCAUAGUUUGUGUGAACCUUUAAGCAGUGUCCAUUCAAAAGGAUAAAAGAAUAGAGUACUGAUGGUGUCUUGAUUUGGAUUGGCCAUUGAUAUGAGAGUACGAUUUUAGAAAAAUUUUUGAUAGAAUUGAGAUGGUUUGCAUGUAUUGUUGAAAAAUAUUUGUUUUUUUGUUUGCCAAUUGUAAAUAUUAUUUCAGGAAAAUCAUGUGUGCUUCUUUGCAAAUAUCAAAUGUAUUAAAAAGUGGACAAA